UCCCAACUGCCGGUCCCAUCACACUGGGAUGUCAGCUCCAGGACAUUGUCAUACCUCCCAGGCUCCAUGACAGCACCAUGGCAGCUGCAACUGCCAGCUCAGGAUCUCAAGACUCCUCCCGGGGGUCCCUCCUCCCCCGCCGUCAGCAGCUUCACCCACCGGGAUUUCAGUCCCUCCUUCCCAAGGUCAUGGGCUCCAGCAGCCCCAUUGUGAUCCUUCGGGAUGUGCCCAAACAGCCUGAAUUGCAGCCCUCCAUCAGAUACAAACCAAAGAGCACCAGAAUCAUCACCAAGGACCUGAUCCAGGACCUCGUCAUUCCCCAGGAGAAGCCCAAACCAUGUCUCAUCAUUGGAGAAAAGGAAUACAAGAAACUCAAGGAAUCAGCUCAAGCCCCAACUGAGGUGGAGCAUUGGGACAGGCUGAAGACCCUGAAAGCCAGACAGGACGCAGCCUUCGAAGCCCUGAAAAAGGCCCAGAUUGAGGAGCAGAGAAAGGCAGAACUGGAGGACAAGAGGGACCAUCAGAGAGACGUGGAGGAGGAGCUGCAGCAGGAGGAGCAGAAGCUGCUGCAGCGGGUGACAAGGAUGAGGCUGGAGCAGGAGGAAGAUGUGCGGGAACUGAACGUGCUGUUCCUCAAUGCCAAGUGCAACAUGAUCCGGGACAAGCAAGUCCUGGAGAAGAGGAUGAUCCACAAGGAACUGGCGGAGGAGGAGAAGCGCUUGGACAAGAUGAUGGAAAUGGAGUGGGAGAAGGGCAUGGAGGUCCAGGAGGAGCUGGAGCGCCAGAGGAAGCAGGAGCUGAUAAGAGCCCGGCAGGACAUUGUGAAACAGAUGGAGCAGAAUGCAGAGGAGCGGGCACUGAGGGCUGAGGAGCUGUACCAGGAGGGCCAGAGGCAGCUGGAGCGACUGGAGCAGAUGAAGAGGGAGGAUCAGAAGGCCUGGGAGCAGAAACAGGAGCAACUAAAGCAAAUCCAUGCCGAUAUUAAACGUUUCAACAUGGAGAGCCAGAGGCUGAAGGAUCAACAGCGGGAGUGGGAGAGACUGGAGGACGAGCGGGUGCUGGAGCAGCAGCGGCAGAAGGCUGAGCGUGAGUCCGCCUUGGAGGCAGAGCAGCAACAACUGUACCUGGAGAAGGAGAAGGAGCUGGCCCGGCUCAGGGCCACACAGGAACGGGCCCAGGACUGGCAGGCAGAGCGGGAUGCUCUGAGGGCCAAGAGGAACCAAGAGGUCGCAGACCGGGAAUGGCGGCGGCGGGAGCUGGAGAAGGCACGGAAGAAGGCUGAGCUGGAGCAGCAGCUGAAGCAGGACCGGCUGGAGCAGGUGGCCCAGAAGGAGCAGUACCUGGCCAUGCAGGUGGAGCAGGACCGCCAGGAAUUCCAGAGGGUGCUCAGGGCCCAUCAGGAGCAGAUGGAGCGGGAGAAGCUGGAGUGGGAGCAGAGAGAGCACCAGCAGCACGCCUAUGCCGAAGAUCUCCGGCGGCAGAUGCAGGAGCUGCAGCAGCAGCGGCAGCAGGAGCGGGCGGCCGUCAUUGCCGAGGGCUGGCAGCAGCAGCAGGAGGUCCGGCAGCGCAGCCAGCGCCUUGCCCAGUUCAGGCAGCAGAAGCUGCAGGAAUUCAGAGCCACUGGAAUGCCCGAAAAGUACUGUGCCCAGGUGGAGCGCAAAGCCCACAGCUGAGCCAGCACAGUCCCCUCCUAGGCCCAGCCCCACCAGGAACCAGCUCCAAUUCCCCAUGGUUUUGGGGUUCCAUUUGCAUUGACUAAAUUUUCCAAUAAACAAUGUUUCUGAGAA
This is a messenger RNA of Vidua chalybeata, 1787 nucleotides long. RefSeq names its product cilia- and flagella-associated protein 45-like. The record is from RefSeq and is a predicted model, not a curated record. NCBI's taxonomy places the organism in Eukaryota, Metazoa, Chordata, Aves, Passeriformes, Viduidae. The transcript is spliced from 11 exons. Bases 78 to 1673 code for a protein of 531 amino acids.